AUGGGGCGGCGUCCAAAAGGCCUGCACGCCUUUAGUGGUUCCGAGAUAUCUGGCCAGAAGUAUUGGAGGCCCCACCCCCGUCCAAAAGUAGUGAUAGAUGGGGAGUUUGGAGCUGUAAAGUGUCUUGUAUUCUAUUGUACAACAACGCAUUUGGGGAAGUGGCGUGUAGGCAACAGCCCAGGGCUGCCCGCAGCGGCGUUGGGCGCCGGGGCACGAAGAGAACGUUUCGAAAGACCGGAGGCUGGCAGCUGCGAUUUGGAAAUCAGGGUGAAACGUUUUCGAGAUGGGUUUGUGUGGAGUUUCAGGAGGCGUGUCUGA
This is a messenger RNA of Ostreobium quekettii, 318 nucleotides long. Lineage: Eukaryota; Viridiplantae; Chlorophyta; Ulvophyceae; Bryopsidales; Ostreobiaceae. The record is from the annotation of a GenBank genome assembly.